Molecule: messenger RNA, 2525 nt
Organism: Mus caroli (Ryukyu mouse)
Lineage: Eukaryota; Metazoa; Chordata; Mammalia; Rodentia; Muridae
Gene: Tbx19
Product: T-box transcription factor 19
Biological process (GO): heart morphogenesis; mesoderm formation; positive regulation of DNA-templated transcription
Cellular component (GO): chromatin; nucleus
Molecular function (GO): RNA polymerase II cis-regulatory region sequence-specific DNA binding; DNA-binding transcription factor activity, RNA polymerase II-specific
Source: RefSeq, a predicted model, not a curated record
CAGGGGUGUCACACUGGAAGCUUAAGCAAGAGCCAAGACAUCUUAUUCUACUCCCAGACACUGACCAGCUGGGGUCGAAAAGCCAGCAAGUGAGGGAAGGAAGGAGCCGGAGGCAGAGAAAGUGGGAACAGCUCUCAGUAAAGUUUCAGAGGGUCUACAGCCAUGAGUGAACUGGCCACACAGAAGGCUGGUGAAGGCACUGUGUCUCGCCUGCUUAACGUGGUGGAAAGUGAGCUCCAGGCAGGGAGAGAGAAGGGAGACCCUACAGAGAAGCAACUUCAGAUCAUCCUGGAGGAUGCUCCCCUCUGGCAGAGAUUCAAGGAAGUCACUAAUGAAAUGAUUGUGACCAAGAACGGCAGAAGGAUGUUCCCUGUCCUGAAGAUUAGUGUCACAGGGCUGGACCCCAAUGCUAUGUACUCUCUCCUACUGGACUUCGUCCCGACCGACAGUCACCGCUGGAAGUACGUCAAUGGUGAAUGGGUCCCUGCAGGCAAGCCAGAGGUCUCUAGCCACAGCUGUGUCUACAUUCACCCCGACUCCCCCAACUUCGGGGCUCACUGGAUGAAAGCUCCCAUCUCCUUCAGCAAAGUGAAGCUGACCAACAAGCUCAAUGGAGGUGGGCAGAUAAUGCUGAAUUCUCUGCAUAAAUAUGAACCUCAGGUGCACAUAGUCCGUGUUGGAGGCGCCCAUCGAAUGGUCAUGAACUGCUCAUUCCCUGAAACUCAGUUCAUCGCUGUGACUGCCUAUCAGAAUGAGGAGAUAACAGCUCUCAAAAUCAAGUACAACCCUUUCGCCAAGGCCUUCUUGGAUGCCAAGGAGAGAAACCACCUCAAGGACGUUCCAGAGGCCAUCUCUGAGAGCCAGCAUGUGACCUACUCUCACUUGGGAGGCUGGAUCUUUUCCAAUCCGGAUGGCGUGUGCACAGCAGCAAACACCAAUUACCAGUAUGCUACGCCUUUGCCUCUGCCUGCUCCGCACACACACCAUGGCUGUGAGCACUACGCUGGCCUCCGAGGUCAUCGGCAGGCUCCCUACCCUUCUGCCUACAUGCAUAGAAACCAUUCUCCCUCAGUGAAUUUGAUAGAAAGCUCAAGCAACAAUCUGCAAGUUUUCUCCGGACCUGACAGCUGGACUUCCUUAUCCUCCACACCCCAUGCCAGCAUCCUGUCUGUACCCCACAGCAAUGGCCCAAUCAACCCAGGGCCCAGCCCCUACCCGUGCCUGUGGACCAUCAGCAAUGGAGGUGGGGGCCCCGUGGCAUCAGGCUCAGAGGUGCACGCCAGCACCUCAGGAACGUUUCUCCUUGGGAACCCUGCUGUCACUUCACCUUCCUCUUUGCUCCCCUCCCAAGCGACCACUUCAGCUGGUGUGGAGGUCUUGGGUGAACCUUCACUGACCAGCAUUGCUGUGUCCACCUGGACAGCCGUGGCCUCACACCCCCUCCCAGGCUGGGGUGGCCCAGGUGGAGCUGGGCGCCAUUCCCCCUCUUCAUUGGAUAGUUAGGCAGGAUCCUAGGAGCCGCUGCCAGCAGAGAACUGUCUGUAUUUGUGUGCAUGGCAACCUAAUCUGAUGGUUCCAGAGAGUUGAGCGGCAGGGUCUCUUGACCCAGAGGCCUGGAGCGGUGCAUGGUGAUGCCCAAAAGCCUCCCGGAAAAAAAAAAGGUUUAGUCUAGGUGACUCUGAUGUUACUACUUGUGUCUCUCACCAUUUCCUGUGGCUCUCCUGCUUUCUCUGAGUUGAUUUAUCUUGGCCACGCUUAGGUUGCAAAAGUCAGCUUGGUCUAAGUGCCCUGCUCCUUACUCUCAAGCCGUGCUGGGAAGCCUCGCUCCCUUUUUUCUGGAGUCAGUGCAUGGUGUUGAGGAGAGCUCAAAUUUUGCCUAUGGAGGUUGCUGCUUUUUAGCUCUGUGCAGACUUGGAAAGAGUGUGUGGCCCUAAGACCCGAGCUGGCUUCUGCGUUGAGACCUAGAGAAGAUGAGAGGCCAUAAAGUUAACAACAGCAAGCUAGCACUAACGUCAGUCCUGUGCUGCUCACAGAAGUGUGCUGGGAAGUCAGGAAACGAGGCUGAGCCCUCACUAGGCCAUCAUUAGUGGCUCCCAUUGCCUACAGAAUGAAGUUCGAUGACCCCAUAUUCUAAAGACAGCCUCUACCAUUUGGCAUUGCUCCGUGCCUCUGGCUUUGAUUCCUGUUAACUUUUCAGCACCCUCCGCUCGAGGCAGACAGCUCUCCUUGCUCUGAACACUUGCUUCCUGUGCUUGAAGCAUCCUCUCUCCUGUCCCACCUGUGUGAAUUGUACCUGCUUGGCCAGGACUGGUUGAAAGGCCAUUCUGCUGUCAAUCACCUGAGGUGAUGUUUGGCUAUCUCUGUCCCCUGCUUUCCCGCCAUUUUUACCUCAGGCAUAGAGCUCGCUUCAUUCUGCCUUAUAUUUCUGCGAGUGUAUCUGUCUCCCUCAUAGACUGUGAGCCUCUUGAGGGUGAGAGCUAGCCCUCCUCAUCGUGCCCAUAGCCCCUGGUACUGUGCCUUGACUA